Messenger RNA from Homalodisca vitripennis (glassy-winged sharpshooter), 10953 nucleotides. RefSeq lists its product as uncharacterized. Lineage: Eukaryota; Metazoa; Arthropoda; Insecta; Hemiptera; Cicadellidae. The coding region runs from base 32 to 1459 and encodes 475 amino acids. The transcript has 4 exons. The record is from RefSeq and is a predicted model, not a curated record.
UCCCCUGAUCCUGUGUUCCAGAGGGCGGCUGAUGGCGGAGGUGUCCGCCUCGCGCCCCAGGGACUCCGCCUUCACUUCGACUGCGCCGCCACCACCGCCUCCGCUGCCCACCCUCACAGAACGCGAACAGAUCAGGAUAGAGUUCUACAAGACCUAUGACGUGAUGACAGGGGUCCGCAUCGCCGCCACUCUGGGAGGUUUCUUUGGGUUGAUGGUGCUUCUGGUGAUCUACAAGAGUAAGUGCAAGUCGCGGUCUCUGAGUGACCAGCACCUGGAGGCCGCGGUCACCGCCGUCAUUGAGGAGGAGGAGGAACUCGCCCUCAACGCCCUCAACUUGUACGGACCGCGGCGCUCACUCGGCAACAUGAGUGCGCCCACCGCGCCCUACCCGCGCUUCUCCUCACUGGGCGGCCACUCGCUUCUCAACCCGCCCACUCGCGUCCUGUACGGCCAGAGGGCGCGAGUCAGCAUACCCUCGGCUACCACCCCUUCCCCUCGACUCACGCUCACCUCGCCUCCCCUCAAGCGGCCUUAUCCUGAGGAGGAGGAGGACGACGACUACCCCGACAAUUUUCUACAGGUGCCGUCGCGGCGCGCGUCUCGACGCCUUAGCUCCAUCACGUGUUCCAGCGCCGACAGCUCGUAUCUGGAGCGACGGGGUUCAGCAGUGGAGAUGGGUCGCCCCCCUCCCCCCGCCCUGCGACGUCCUCCUCUCCCUCACGAGCACUGGGACUUCUACUACCCCAUCGAUAUACAAGUGAUACAGCCCACACCGCUGCUGUCACCGUGCACCAGCGAGGGGACGCUGUACGACCACCCCCGAACCGACGCCGCCCCCGCGCUGUCACUGCCCAGACAGGCUCCCCUGGCCUCCAUCAGCAGCUGUCAGGUCAGCUCCGCCCCCUCCCCCGCCCUGGCUUCCGACUGCCACUCGGUCGGCUCCGACUCCGUGUUCCUGGACGAGGAGUGCAUGGACACCGAGGACGAGGCCGAGGAGUUCUCCACCGACAGCGACGUCGACGACUACGGAGACGAGAAAAGACAGUUCGACCCAAGAAAGCUCGGGAGUUACAGUCCGUCCAGUGUUCCUUUCGCCGAACAUUUGCAAAUGUCCAAUUACCCGAAAACGAUGGCGGGCAGGUUCCACGGUGCCCAGCCGAUACGGAGGUACUCUUCCCCGUCACACAGGUCCGGGGAGGUCUGCGGGAACCCCCCGGCCUGUAGCACCUCUUGUGAUACCUUCGCCGAUAAUAAUAUAGCGAGUAGGCCCCCGUUACCCCUGCCCAGUGACGCGGAAGUCAGUGGCGGCGGUGUGACGCCGCGGGUGGACGAGUGUAGACCGCGACCUGUGGCCAGUCUGUCGUGCGACCACUUGGUGCGAGCUCUGAGUCGACACGAGACCAGUUCUGUGCGGGACCUGGUAGAACACUGUUCCUGGUCUCAGGAGACCUUGUUCUAGCUCCUGUACCGGUACCGGUACCGUUCUCAUCUACGCAAUAAUUCAGUGCACUGAUCGAUCUAUUUUAGAAGCGUGUUGUGUUGCCUUUCAUUCUUGUCUAAUAUAAAAAAAUGGUCUCACUUCAUUGUUUUCACUUGUACUACAAACAAAACACAAUGUUUUUUGCAGUUCCCCAAUCAGUUUAUAAAUAAUAAAAUUAUUGUUCUAACCUAACACGUGUUAGUUUUUGGAUUAUUUAGUUUAAUAUAAGUAAAAUAAUCCGAAUUUAAGGAACCCUUUUUUAUUUCCAGUCAUGCGAACGACUUUUAUACACAGUAUUAAUUACAAAAGGUAUUAUUUUUCAAUAAAAACCUGAGUGGUGAGACAAAAUAGUAGGGCAACACAACACUAUCUAUAUACAGGGACUCAAUUUAAGUUACAAUCAACACCAAGUAUGUCUCUUACAGAUGAGUUCUUAAUGUAAUAAUUGAAUUAAAUCAAAUACUUAAUUGUACUUGAAUGGGUACAUAAUUCAAGUGUUUUAAAAUAUGUCAAUUAAUUUUUUGUCUAAACUAAGCAUUAUUUAUUUUGAACACUUCUAAGGUGUAAAGUACAAAUAGCAAAUUUUUCCGUUGUGUCGAUCAUUAGAUCUAUAACAAGAUUAUUUAGUACAUUGAAUUACAUUUUGAGUUGUGCAAGAAAUAUUUGUGAGUCCAAACAAGUUUGGUUUUAAUAAUCACAAUAAUUGGCUAAUUUCUUCAAAAUUACAGACAUACAGGCAAAACAAAUCUAGCUUUACUACAUGAUAUGAAGUGUAUUGGAUUGUAGUCUUCCAUUCUGUCGUUGAUUAACAGACUUCUAUAAGACUGCAAGCAAACACAGGUAGAACAUCCGUUACACUGUUCUAAAACUUUUCCUGUAGAGACUGUUGAAGGCUAAUAGCAGUUUCAUAAUAUUAUUAACGGUUCUAUUGAUAAAAUAACGCAAAUUUUUUAGUUUUUACUCAUAUUAUACUUUUAUAAAAUAAUAAAAUGACAUAUAAUGGUUGAGGAUAACGAGUUUAGCUCCAUUUCACUAAAAUCUGACUCUGUCACAGGUUUGACUCCUGGAAUCUGGAGGCCAUGUAUGUCUGAAGAGAUACAAAACAUAUGUGGACUCCAGAUUCCAUGAGUCAAACCUGUGACAGUUUCAAAUUUCAGGCGCUGAAGUGAGAGGAAGGUGAAAUGGAGCUAAACUCGAUAUUCACAUUGAACCAACCCUGUAAAUAUUAUUAACAUUUUAAGAAAAAUACAAAAAAGACUAUUUAAAUAUACUUAGUCAAAUAAUAUGUCUUUAUAUUAAAUAAGCUUCUCAAAUUAAUUGAAAAAUACAAAUUACAUAUUGGUCUGCAGUGAGUUUUAAUUUAGUAUUCAUAGAUAAGUAAUGUGACAAAAUUGAUUUAUCUAAAACAAAUGUUAAAAAUCUUAUUUUGGAAAUAAACUUAAAUAUCUGUGUCAAUAAAUUCUUGACAUUUUCUCAACUACACACUUCUAUAACAUAAUAUAAACUAUUUUUAGAAGGAAAAAGCCUAAACCCUUACAGUAAUUUGAUUUGAUUUAAUGCAAAGACCGUGUUUAGUAUUUAUAAGAGAGUAUUUUUAUACUUAUUAGUACUUUCUAAGGUAAUUGUUUUCUAUAGAUUAAUCCGCGUAGUCAUACUCAUAGUAAAUCAAUGAUAUUUAAUAUGGCCUUUAUAACUGAUGAAUAUUACAACCUUAUACGAAAUCUUAAAAAAUCGAUUUCUUGUAACCAAGUUUGUAACAAUGUAACAAAUCCUGUUAAAAACAAAAUUUGUUUGUCCAAGAGAUUUGUCCCAACUGAAUGUAUUUUUGUGUUGUAAAUUCUGUUAGAGGUUUCACAUGUAUGUAAUAAGCAUAUUUUCUCUGACUUAAGUAAGGUUCUUCAGUAAGUUUUCGGUGUGGAUAAUGUUUUUUAUUUUAGUUUUGCUAUCUGUUUUUUUCAGUCAUCAUCAUUGAGAAUGUCUUUUCUCAAAACGGAACAAGUUGAAAAUUUUUUGUUAUUCCAAGAGAAAUUUUAGGUAUUUUAAGUAGAAAAUUUGGGUUCUUUUGAAACCAGAUCCAAAUGAAAAUGUGGAUAUUUACAGUAUGUACACAGCAUUAGGGAGGUAAUAUUUAUUCAGGAUUUAUGAUUUACAAAAAUUAUAUUUUAUAGUCAAAUUAAAUUAUAUUUUUUAAUAAAAUAUAAUUUAAGAAAAAGUUUGUUUUGGAAAUUAACAAAGUUAAUAUCUACAAAAAAAUACCAUUUCCUCUUUCGUGAAACGGUACAAACAGUAAAUGAAUUAAUAUACUUCUAUAGAUUUUUGGGCUUGAUAAGAAGAUGCCCUCAAAUUCUGCCCCAAUGAAUGAUUUACCAUUCAAGUAAAUGUUUUAUGUUUUUUGUGCUCAGCCAAGGUAUUCUGUAUAUCUGUAAUCAACAUUUUGACAUAAAAAUAUCAAGAUAUUGUACCUAAUAUUGCUACAAUAUUCAGAAGGAGAUUACUUGAGGAAGGCUUUCGUUCCUGUACAUUACAAGAUUAGUACAACUGUCUAGUAUUGGAUAACAGUUGUGCAUCAGUUGUAACAACAGUUGUAACAACAUGUUACAAAUCAGCGAUUUCUAUAUUUGAAAUCCACGUUUUCACUAAACAGAAUGUCACUUUCAUCAGAUUGUUUGUAUUUCUGAUAACUUAUGAAGUUUUCUGGGAACUAACACUUCUUACUUUUAUUUCUGAAGAAAUCAACUCUUGACUGUGAAUUGUAACUAAUACUUUAUCAACAUUUAUACCAACAGAAGUGUUGUAAAUGUAAAAUAAUAUGUCACAGUAGUUGCAGUUUAAUCUGUCACAGUUUAUUACCACAUACUUUUAGAUAGAAACACAUAUCAAUGAACUGCUGUUAAAUUUUACACUUCAAGAUCUUCCGUAUUUUUUUAAAACAUUUUAGAACAGACAGAUAGUUACUUAGUGUAUUUUACAGGAGUACUUCCUCCCAAGUGAAAUUAGGGACCAUCAAAAUCACUUGCCUUCUCAGAAGUGUUCAUGACCGGAUACACUGUCGUUCCUUCAAUACAUGGAAUUGAGGACAUAGAACUCAUAGACUUUUUUAUUUUUUAUUAUUUUUUUAGGUACUGUAUUAGUGUUUUUUUUUUACUCCUAAUACAUUUAACCGUUUAGUUUUAAUCCCCAUCUAGUUGUUAUGUAUAUGUUAUGAAAACGUUGAUAUAAUAUUUAAACAAUUAUUAUUUUUGUUACAGUGCAUUCAAAAUGUACUAUUAUGAGAUAUUCUAAAAUAAAAGCCCUGAGUUACGAGAUAACCCUGACCACACCUAUUGUAAAUUAGUUUAUACCCUUGGAUUUAAUUAUAAUCAAAUUAAAUUUGUUAGGUUUUACCGCAACGAGUAAAGUGAAAGUAAAGAAACCUGUAACCAGUGAAUAAAAGAGAACUAAUUAGCGGCUUAACUAAGGUUUUAACACGAUUAAACUCACAGAAUAAACUGAAAGAACUCAUCUCUAAAGAGACUUGGACAAAUAAGUAAGUUAAAUAUAUAUUUUGAAAGUAGAAUAGUUUAGAAGUAAGUACUCUGUGUAGAACUGUCAGUGAAAAGUUACUAAAUAUUUUGUUACUGUCAUUUGUAAAAUAUUUAAUAAGUUAAUAAAGUAACGUCGGUAUUACGGCUACUUCUGUGAUGUCGUCUAUAAACUCUUAGAGGCGAAGCUGCUAGUUGAUAUUUUGCCAUGUUAGGGUUGUCUUUUUAAAUGAAUAAAAAUGUUACUGUUGGAAAGUUGAUGUACAAAAGAAUGCCCUUUUUGAAAUUAUAUGCCGAAUGUCUUGCAGUGUAGCCCUAACUGAAUGCUUGCCGAUAAAGCAACAGUUCUAGUUUUAACCAAUUAUGCUUAUAAGAAAUAACAAUGUUAUAUGAGUUAAUAAAAAGUAUUUAAUAGUUUUUCCUUCCUAUCUAAACACCAUAAUACUUUAUUUUACAGAAUCAUCAUUCUUAUUGAUAAUUUAGAUUCAUAAAAAUGUGCUGCAACAUUAUUAUCUUCAAAUUAUCGUUCACUUUCAUUAGAAAUAAUGUCUUUAGUUUACUUCAAUGUUAUUAAUUAUUUAAAUACUUAAGUUACAAAUCUAUAAAAUGAUAUAUCCAAGGAAAUAUAUGUAGAUUUAAAAUGUUGCCUUCUACCGAUUUUGUAAAAUAAUGUUUGCUUUCUAUACUGCUCAUUGAAGUAUAAAUAAAAAAAGAAAAUUAGUCUUCUGGUUAAACUUUGUGUACUCAACAAAUUGAAGCAUAUUGAAAUUGUUAUCUACCAGUAAAACCUUAGCGUUGUUGACGAUACGUUAGUAAGUACUGUACUUUACUUGAUUGUGACAGUAGAGGCCGCAGAGCCUGUGAGAAGUGACUGAGGAGUACCAUGUAACACUUGUUGUUGAUAAGUUUGUCUUUAGCAGAUUACGUACUUGUGUUGUGUAUGUAUGUGAAGACUGGCAACUCCAUGUUGUGUUACGUAUAGAUGAGAGUGAAGACAGUUGUAACACAUUUCAGAGUGAUCCAUUUGUACUGAUAAGGAAAAUAUGUAAUAUCGUAUAUUCAGGGAUCCAUUUAAAUAGGACUAAAAAUUCCUUUUUUAUUUAUUAACUAGGUUUUUAACAUUUUACCAGUAAAAUGGAGGAUAUAAGUGGGGAAUAGUGUUGAAAUAGGAGUGGAAAGGUUUGGACGUUGGUAUGCAGUACAGUGUCUCUCUCAACUUCACGGGUGGGACGUGAGAUGAGUUGACGGACUGCUUUACUUUGUACAGCUCCUGCGUUUAUAAUGAUCGUGUAGUUCUAGAGAAUGUCGUGUAGCUACCUCAGAAAGCCCUUGGCGAAAGCAACUGUUUAGUUUUAAUGGAAUAGUCAGUCUUAGUCAUCUGGAACCAUCCCUAGUGUGUUCCGAUUUGUAGGUACUAAGUUGUAAACCGAGUUCAGAGUAUUACUAAAACCAGAACAGUUCCCAAAAUUCAGUACCUAAUGAAAAUUGUUGAAAAGGCCACUAUUGAGAUAGUGAUCAUAAAAUUGACUAACUAAAAGAAUAGGAGGCAAAACAUAUGUACAUACAUAUUUACCGCUAUAACCGUUAUAUCAUAAUAUUUUUUUUAUUUAGUUUUUAAGUCCAACUUAAAAAUUUUAUAGCACUCGCUUAAUCUGCUUCUUUUAUACUUAAAGGGUGAACUUGGAGCUUUCACUAAACUAAUACUUACAAAGAAAAAUUUAUCAAUUGAUAAUUAUUGUGUCUUAAACUAUAUGGGAAUUAAUGUUAGUACCGUAUUUAUAUAUUUGUGAACAAAAAAAAGAAUUCCAAUAUAUGUAGUUAAAAUUCCUCCGCUAGGACUCCAAGGUAUAUUGUAAAACAGAACUUUUAGUUGUGAUAACUAUUACAAUGGAUAAGAGACACUACCUUUUCUGUUUUUAUGGCAAAGAAUAGCAGAUUUUAGAGAACUGAGAUUAGCACUAUUACGAUUCCUGGAACAAUUAUCUCGCUCCUUAACCACAUUCAAAUUGAAAUUUUCAAAGCCAGUAAAGAACUAUUAGUUGCUAUAGUUAAUUAUUCCAAAGCCAAGACGAUAAAUUACCUUCUUUGCUUUCUUAAGGAAGAAUAAAUAGCCAAUUCUCUAUUUCCAUUAUUAUAUUAAAAUUCCUGGAACAGACAAGAAUUAUCUUAUUCCUAAACAAUGAUAAGAGUACAGUAGUCAUGUUGAUUCCAAGUAACAGUUUCUUAAUAGGAAUAAUAAAAUACCACUUGAAGAAAAUAAAGUAAAAGCGUUCGAGCGUACAGUACUAUAGUCGCCUUAUAUACUAUAAACACGGAAUACUGUAAAUUUAUUUCUUUCCGCUCGUACAUUGUAAACCAGACUACUGAAGUUGAUAUCACCAGCCUUUACUCUAUUACAGUUCAUCAGUAUAUAAAUACAGAAAAUGAAUAAAUUAUCAUACCUUGACUAAUUAAUUUACUUGUUUCAACUUUUGUCCCUAACAAAACUGACUGUCGUUAGAUACAAUCUACCAAUAUCUUCCAUUUUAACCGUACCUGUGUUAAGUACCAUAGAUAACGUGUUAAGGAUUUCCGUUGUAGAUGAUAAAUAAACUUCAACGUAUCAAUUAAAAGCAUUUUAUUUACGUGCCAUUUUAACGAGUCAAUUUAUUUCAAGUAAUUAUUUUUUUUUACUUUUCAAUAAUACACCGAAGUUCUUAAUACAGUUUUAAAAUUAUUUAUGUGUAGUGGAAAAAUUCUAAGGCCCUUCAUUAAUUGAGUGUUAGAAAGAGUUGCCAGUCUGUUGAUGUAAAUACCAUCUAGGUCAUGUACAGAACAAAUGUCGUUGUAAAUGCUAUUGUAAAGCAUUGUUUUUGUUACACUCUUGUACAGUUUGUAUUUUUAACAACUGUUGAUGAUGACCUAUUAGAGAUUCUAUUUUUUAAAACCAGACCUCUGUGAUAACUGUGUGGAGUCGAUAGUUUAAACUGCCUUACUCGAUACAAGUGACAGUUUGGUAUACAGUGUAUCGUUUUUUGUGUUAAACGCACUUUGUCAGUGCACAACUGCUUUGGUACAGGUUUUUGUUACGUACAUGAAGAAUGCAAUCAUGUCUCAUGUAGCUAAAAUAAUAUGGAUAAUUGGUUGUUUACCAGUUACACUAUUUUAGACAUUUUUACAGUAAAAAUAUAACAAAUCUAUUAUAAUUUAAUUAUAAUGUGUUUUUUGAAUAUGUUGUGUUCUUUGUACUAUUCAAUAUUUUAACUUAAGUACUAUAUAUUUGAAAGCUUUAUAACAUCUCAGUAGUACAUACUACAGUAUACAAUAUUAUUGGUAGUUUUAAGUAAGUAGGCUUUCCUUUGAAUAACUCUUAGUGGCGCAACUAUGGCUUCGAUUUGGGGAGAUGAAUCUGAUUGAAGGGCCCACAUAGGAGGCGGGGGCAGGUUUGGAAUAAUUAUGAACAGAUUUAAAUUAAAAUAAAUUAGAUAGGAACAUAUUUUUCUGCCUUAUUUAACAACAAUUUGGAUUGCUGUUCUAUUUUUUUUCUAUUUUUAGGAUUCUUUUGGGGGGGGAGUUCUUUUCCUCUCAUCCCCCCAUAGUUACGCCACUGACCUCACAGUUUUUAAGUAUAAUUUUCAUUAAUUUUAUGGCAUCACUAUUUAUAAUAAGAGUGCACCUGAAAUUACUAAGAUAUCAUAAAUGGAUAAUUUUAAAGUGAUAAAGUAUUAGUGUACACAGUCAACAACAUGUGUUUAAACUAAAAGGGAUGAGUUAUGCGUAUGGAUUUAAACACAUCUCAUUCUAGUUAUAACGCACAAAGAAUCAUUUGGAAACAUGAAAACAACCUGAUUCCAAUUUAAAUUUAUGAAGAUACUGUUGUGUUUUAUGUUAGGAGUAGCGGUUAACAUCCAAUCAAUUGGGGGUGGAGUAAUUGGCUAAAACCAAUUAUAUGUUUACUAUUGUUAAAUUUUAGCUAAACAGACUAGUUUUAAUAUGCCAAUAAAUGUUGUUAUAUUUACACGAAUCAGAAAUAAAAUUAAUGUUACUUAAUAUUUGAAAAAUAGUGAUGUUCACAAAAAUUAAAACUCCUUUAAUUCCUACGUACUAUCUUUUAGUAAAUAUUUUCCAAUGUACAGGGUUUGUUCAAUAAGCAUCGGGCUAGUUUCAAAAAUCAAAAUUUAUUGCAGAUACAUUACAAUUACUUAAUAAUCUUCAAAAUGCAUUCCUCCUGUAUUGAUACAUUUAAUUCAGCGUGUCUGCCACUCGUCAAAAGACCGCUGGAAAUUGGUUUCCGGAGUACUGUCAUGAACCUUUGUCGUUGCCUCUUGAACCACUUCGAUGGAGUCGAAGCAAUGUCUUUUGAACUCCCUUUUCAUUUGCGGAAACAAGAAAAAGUCUGGAAAACCCAUGUUUCAACGCCAGCAAUAAACUUGUCGAGAAAACCUUCACCUUCCUGGGUGCAGUCCAAAUUUUCUUGUGAAAUUUCCACAUGCGAUAGGUUUUCUUCCUUGUGACUUUCAGCACCAGUUUUACGCACACUUCCCUCAUCGCGAUCCUCUGUUAUAAUGUUGUGGACGGUUCUGGCUGUAAGGCCAGUCUCCUUACUAAUAAAGGCGAUGGUUAAACGACUGUCAAGAGUCCAAACUGUGGCCACCUGAGCAUUGGAUCGAGUGGUCAUUGGGGGUCCGACAUGGUGAUCUCUUACAAGCUCCCGGCCUUCCUUAAACUUUUUGUGCCUCUCGGAAAGUUUUGUGCGGCUUAAGGCAUCAUCCUCAUAAGCCUGUGUAAUGAGUUCAAUGGUCUCGGCCGUGGAUUUCCCCAAGUUUAAAGCCACAGCGUAAUAUGGCUCUACGGUCUGCUCCAUGAUGGUGUGAUGACACCAUCAAAAAUCACAUCACGAAAGUUCACAUCCUAUCUCAACACAUGCCCGCAGGUUACUGAAUUAAAAUGCGCCUGAGUGGUUGGGGACCCCUCUACCGAGGAUGACUAGUCGGACACCUCUCCACUACUCCCGCUCAGGAUACAGCGAACCAGUCCCAAUACUUAUUGAACAGAUCCUGUAUUACAAAUAUGGGGUCUAAUGUGAGUAAUUUACAUAUGAGAGGACUACAUUUUGAUAUUUAACAGAAGCAUAUCAACAUUUUUCAGUCAAUUUAGUAACACGUAAUCAACACAGUUAUAGUUAAGUUAAUUUUGUUAUAACAUGUUGUAAUUUGUAUUAAAGUUUCUUUAAUAGUAUUAUUGUACACAUUAUUAUUGUUAUUUUCUUUAAAUUGGCCAAUAGGUGAAAAGACGUCUUUAGUAAAUGUAAAAUAAAUAAGUCAUAUGUUUAAAAUAUUUCAAAAUUCCAUAAACACUCUAUAUACCUGUUGCUAAAAAAGCAUUUCAGUUUGUAGACAUAUUUUUAUUACUUAGAGCUGUCAGUAUUGGCCUAGCAUAGCAAUAUUCUCCUAUUAUAAUUACGUAUUAUGUUACUGUAUUGAUGAUGAUGAAUUGUCUCGCAAAUUAAUGUUAUUACACUUCAUUAUUUUUAACAGUUGAACUUGUUAGAAGACUAUAUGAAAUUCUAAUUGUAUUACAGCACCAUUUCAUUUGUGCUUUUCCUUCUGAAGAUUUUAAGAAUGUAAAAAUUGAUAAGAAUUGAAAAAUAUUAUUUUGGAUUGUGUUAGUCGUACUUCUGUACAGGUAAUUGACUCAUUCUCUUACAAAUGUGCUCACAGCCAUGUAAUAGUAAUAAUAAUGAUGAAUGUCAAUUAAAAAGUUUACAGCUUGUAAAUUUUAGCAGAGUAUAGAAUUCAACUGAGAAUCGAGGAACGUUAUACUUUAUACUCCCAAUAUAACGAACUGGACAUUUAAAUAGUUGUCUAAAUAUAAUAAAAAGCCACGCACUCCACACAGUUAACUGGGGUUCGAUACUUGUUAGGCGAGGUGGUGUGACAUUUGUGUCUCCAAUAAAACAAACGAUCAAUGUUA